AUGCUGCAGGACCAGUGGUGGACAGCAGGCGCACGGCGUCGCGUAGGACACGCACCCGAGCUGCGGCGGGAACAGCGUGCCGACGGCCUCCUCGAGGCCUCUCCAACGUCUCUCACGACCGCAUUCACGGCCGAUCCCGAGCUUUCGACGGCUUCUCACCGCCGACUCCUUACCGACCGAUUAAGCCCAAACAGACCGAAAAAGUUU
Brenthis ino (lesser marbled fritillary) is the source of this 207-nucleotide messenger RNA. NCBI's taxonomy places the organism in Eukaryota, Metazoa, Arthropoda, Insecta, Lepidoptera, Nymphalidae. The record is from the annotation of a GenBank genome assembly.